UCGAUUUCACCAUGGCAACCCUUCUUGAGAGCUUUAAGAUAUCCCCACGGCCCGGCGGGUCGCCAGAGUCCGUCCCCCUCGUGUUCUUCGAUAUGCUGUGGUACGGUUUCGCGGCGAAUCAAAGCGUUCUCUUCUUUGAUUUCCCAUGUUCAAAACCACAUUUCUUAGACACUAUUGUUCCUCAGCUAAAGCAAUCUCUCUCCCUCACUCUCACCUAUUUCCUCCCCCUCGCCGGAAACAUCAUCCACCCUCUAACUCCAGCCGAAAAGCCCGUUUUACGUUACCAAGCAGCAGACUCCGUUUCUCUAACGGUUUCUGAAUCCGACGCUGAUUUCCGCUACCUGACCGGAAAUCAGCAACGGAAUUGCGACGAAUUUUACGAAUUCGUUCCUCUUCUGCCCCGGGCAGUGGCUUCCGAAGCCGCGAUUUCCUGCCCGGUUUUGGCUCUCCAGGUGACCUUGUUUCCGGGGAAGGGACUGGCAAUCGGGAUCGUGACUCAUCACGCGAUCGCUGACGCCAGCACCGUCGUUUCUUUUAUGCAGGCGUGGGGCCUGAUCAACCGAAUCGGCUUGGAUGCGGAAAACAUCCAGGCUGAUUUGGCUGAAUCCAAUCUGUUGCCAUCUUUCGCUAGAGAAUUAGCAACAGAUCUCAACGGAUUGGAUUCGCUAUAUUGGGAUUUAAUAAUUAAGGAGUGUUGUGCGGUCGAGCCGCCGCCGCCCGUGGCCCUUCCGACCAACAAGGUCCGGGCCACGCUCGUGGUGAAGAUGGAUGAGAUCAAAGCACUUAAAGAAUUCGUGCUUGCCCGGGGCGUAGCCCACGUGUCAUCGUUCACCGUGGUGUGCGCGCUCUUCUGGGCGUGCGCGGCCAGAGCGAGCGACGACGACGUGGCGGAGGACGAGGUGGAGUGUUUCGGGUUCACGGUGGACUGCCGGGGGAGGUUGAAGCCGCCGUUGCCGGCAAAUUACUUCGGCAACUGCGUGGUGCUGGCGAGGGCGGAGCUGAGGCACGGCGAGGUGAAGGGGGCGGAGGGGUUUGUGGCGGCAGCGAGGGCCAUCGGGGCGGCGGUUAAGGAGAGUGCCAACAGGGAGAAGGGGGUUUUGGAUGGGGCGGAGGAUUGGCCGGCGGAGUAUGCCGGAUUGAUUGGAAAGAGGCAGUUUGGGGUGGCGGGGUCGCCGCGGUUCGAUUUCUACGCGGUGGAUUUCGGGUGGGGGAAGCCGGAGAAGUUUGAGCCGCUGUUUAUAGACGGAGGGAACUCGAUUUCACUCUGCAAAUCGAGAUAUUUCGAAGGAGGUGUGGAAAUCGGUUUCUCAAAGCCAAAACUUGAGAUGGAAUCAUUUGCCAAAGUUUUCAGUGAGAUUCUCAACGAUUUGUUGGGCUGAAUUUGUCAGUGUUGAAUAAAAUAAAAGCAGGGACAUUAAUUUGGAUGUCUGUUGUGAAAAUGCAUGUGUGUUGAUUGGAGGCAAUAAUUAUAAUACAAUCUAAUCUUUGUGUUUGUUUA
Molecule: messenger RNA, 1498 nt
Organism: Salvia hispanica
Lineage: Eukaryota; Viridiplantae; Streptophyta; Magnoliopsida; Lamiales; Lamiaceae
Product: anthocyanin 5-aromatic acyltransferase-like
Source: RefSeq, a predicted model, not a curated record